Messenger RNA from Betta splendens (Siamese fighting fish), 5856 nucleotides. It is a transcript of the gene grin2ca, whose product is annotated as glutamate receptor, ionotropic, N-methyl D-aspartate 2Ca. The coding region runs from base 957 to 5201 and encodes 1414 amino acids. The record is from RefSeq and is a predicted model, not a curated record. Gene Ontology annotation, biological process: synaptic transmission, glutamatergic; monoatomic ion transport; excitatory postsynaptic potential. Gene Ontology annotation, molecular function: NMDA glutamate receptor activity; transmitter-gated monoatomic ion channel activity involved in regulation of postsynaptic membrane potential. The transcript is spliced from 13 exons. NCBI's taxonomy places the organism in Eukaryota, Metazoa, Chordata, Actinopteri, Anabantiformes, Osphronemidae. Gene Ontology annotation, cellular component: postsynaptic density membrane; NMDA selective glutamate receptor complex; plasma membrane.
UUUGAGAAGGCGCCUGAAACUCCAGCGGCCGACUCGCAUCUGUCCCCGCGGCUCCAGCCAUCUGUCGCCGGCCGCGCACGGCCUCGUUGGGCAGCCGGACCUCUCUCCCCCGGUCGCGUCGCCGAUGGAGCCGGCAGCAGAGGGGGGGGGGGGGCGGCGCCGUGAAGACGAGGGUCACCCCGCGCGGCCUGUGAUGGAUGAGACUGGCGGCGCAGACAGGUGCCUCGGCCGAGGAUGGAGCGUGGCGGCGGCGUCUUGGCGAAGCGGACGCUGAGGGACGAGGAGCCGAGGACUCGCCCUGAUUGCGCUGAUUUAUAAGGCGGCGCCAGUUCCUGGCAGCUUUUGGGGGCUUUUUCCCAAAGUCUCGAUCCCGAAGCCGGGAGUGGAAUUAUCGUUUCUCCCUCCAGAGGUGACAGCUGCUUCAGAAGCAUCAGCUCCACGCAGACACGCACGGCUCCGAGCAUUCUGGGACAUCUUACCUGAGAGCCCUACACUGAUCCCGAACACUCUCAGUUUGCCUUGUUUCGCCUUUUUUGUCCUCUUCUGGCCACUUCCCUGUGAUCCCCGUCCAUCACCGUCCGUCCUCCUCCUUACCUUCUUCUGUCCUCCCCUCCCGCCCCUCCACUCCUCCUGUUUUUUUCACUAGCGAGUGAUAAUGUGACCUUCUGCCAAAGUGCUGGAAACCAUGCCGCCGUCGCAGCGGGCUCCUCUGUUGCUAAUACUGAAAUAGACUCAAACAAGUGCAGGGAGAGGAAGAGGAAGGGAGGAGGGAGAGGAAGAAAGGAGGGAGAGGAAGAUAGAGAGAGGGCCUAAGGGGGAGAGAAAGACAAAAGGGAAAGGAGAGGAGGGGGACAAAAGGAAAACGUGAGCAGGACAGCGGAAGCCGCAGACUCGGGAUGAGCGGUGAGGAGCCAGGGCUGGAUGUGGAUCGCCGACACAGGCAGUAGGUGACUGAGAUGGGCGUUCGUCCAGGCUGCUUGAGCGACUCCCCGUGGUGGCUGCCGCCGCCGCCGCUGCUGCUGCUGUUCUGCACCGUCUCCUGCUGUUCGGGCCGGCCGUUCGGGAUCCCCACGCCCUCCGUGAACGUGGCGGUGGUGUUCAGCGGCUCGGCCUACCAGACGGAGAUUAAAGGGCGGCUGAUCCGGGAGAACUUCAUGGACCUGCCGCUGGAGGUGAACCCCAUCACCGUGCUGGUCAACAACACCAACCCGCGGGCCCUGCUCACGCGCAUCUGCGACACGCUCACCACGAACCGCGUCCACGGCGUAGUGUUCGAAGACAAUGUGGGCUCGGAGGCUGUGGCGCAGAUCUUGGACUUCAUUUCCACUCAGACAGCGGUGCCCAUCGUGGGCAUCAGUGGAGGCUCGGCUGUCGUCCUGCCACACAAGGGCGAAGGCUCCAACUUCCUCCAGCUGGGCUCCUCCAUCGAGCAGCAGAUCACCGGCAUGUUCAAGGUGAUGGAGGAGUAUAACUGGGACAGCUUUGUGAUUAUUACCAGCCUCUACCCAGGCUAUGAGGCCUAUGUGGAUUAUGUCAAGUCCUUCAUCGACACCAGCUACUUCAUUUGGGACCUGCAGGACGUGUUGACCUUUGACAUGUCGGCCGACAGCCUCAACGACAUCCGCGCGCGGAGGCUGUUGCAGCAGAUCGACGCCCAAGUUCUGUUGGUCUACUGUUCCCACGAUGAGGCCCAGUAUCUGUUCUCCAUGGCAUCCGAGGCUGGACUAGUGGGGCCAGACUACAUCUGGAUAAUCCCCAGCCUUGCUGUGGGGAACCCAGACAUCCCUCCGCCGGACACCUUCCCUGUGGGGGUCAUCAGCAUCAUCACAGACCGGUGGCGGAUGAGCCUGAGGAAGAGGGUGCGGGACGGCGUGGCCAUCGUAGUGAAAGGUGUGCAGAGCUUCCGAACACAGCGAGGCUUCAUUCCUGAGGGCCACAAUGAUUGUAACAACCCCAUCAAGCCGUCUGCCGCUAACGACACUCUAUUCAGGCACAUGAUGAAUGUAACCUGGGAACACAACGACUUCUCCUUCAACAGUGACGGAUAUCUGGUGAAUCCGACCAUGAUUGUCAUCACGCUGGACAAAGAGAGGCAGUGGGACAAGGUGGGCACCUACGAGAUGGGAAGACUGCAGAUGAGGUACCCCGUGUGGCCGAGGUACGGCUCCUUCCUGGAGCCCGUGUCGGACUACAGACACCUGAGGGUGGCCACGCUGGAGGAGCGGCCUUUCGUCAUCGUGGACGCCGUGGACCCCGUGACGGGGACGUGCGUCAGCAACACGGUGCCGUGCAGACGACAGUCCAACAGGACGGAGGCCAUUGUGGGUCACACGGAACCCUACACGAAGCUGUGCUGUAAGGGCUUCUGCAUAGACAUCUUAAAGAAGCUGUCCCGCACCAUUAAGUUCACCUACGAUCUAUACUUGGUCACCAAUGGCAAACACGGCAAGCUGGUCCGUGGCAUAUGGAACGGGAUGAUUGGAGAGGUGUUCUACGAACGGGCGGACAUGGCGAUCGGCUCGCUGACCAUAAACGAGGAGCGCUCGGAGAUUAUCGACUUCUCCGUGCCGUUUGUGGAGACGGGGAUCAGCGUGAUGGUGGCUAGAAGUAACGGGACCGUUUCACCAUCUGCCUUUUUAGAGCCGUACAGUCCGGCAGUCUGGGUGAUGAUGUUCGUCAUGUGUCUGACUGUCGUGGCCAUCACAGUGUUUGUCUUUGAAUACUGCAGUCCAGUUGGGUACAACCGCAGCCUGGUCAGUGCCAAAGACCCAGGAGGUCCCACAUUCACCAUUGGAAAGUCUGUGUGGCUGCUGUGGGGGAUCGUCUUCAACAACUCCGUCCCAGUGGAGAACCCCAAAGGCACCACCAGUAAGAUCAUGGUCCUAGUGUGGGCUUUCUUCGCCGUCAUCUUCCUGGCUUCCUACACAGCCAACCUGGCAGCCUUCAUGAUCCAGGAGCAAUACAUCGACACGGUGUCCGGCCUGAGCGACAAAAAGUUUCAAAAGCCACAGGAACAGUACCCUCCGUUCCGCUUUGGUACCGUCCCAAAUGGCAGCACAGAGCGCAACAUAAGGAGCAACUACCCUGAGAUGCACUCCCACAUGGUCAAAUACAACCAGAAGGGAGUGGAGGACGCCCUGAACAGCCUCAAAACAGGGAAAUUGGACGCUUUUAUUUACGAUGCCGCUGUGCUCAACUACAUGGCUGGCAAAGACGAGGGCUGUAAGCUGGUGACCAUUGGCAGCGGGAAAGUCUUUGCCACCACUGGUUACGGCAUCGCGCUGCAGAAGGACUCCCGCUGGAAGCGACCCAUCGAUCUGGCCCUGCUCCAGUUCCUGGCUGAUGGUGAUAACCAGAAGCUGCAGACCGUGUGGCUCACAGGCAUCUGCCGUAAUGAGAAGAAGGAAGUGAUGAGCAGCAAGCUGGAUAUUGACAACAUGGCCGGGGUCUUCUACAUGCUGCUGGUGGCCAUGGGCCUGAGCCUGCUGGUGUUUGCCUGGGAACAUCUGCUCUACUGGAAACUGCGACAUUCAGUCCGCAAAUCUGAGCGCCUGGACUUCCUCCUCGCCAUCAGUAGAGGCAUCUACAGCUGCUUCAGUGGAGUUGAGCACACUGACCACAACGGGAGCAUGCAGAGUCCUGACAUCACCACAAACUAUUCCCAAGCUAAUAUGCUAAAGAUGCUAAAGACAGCCAAGGACAUGGUGUCUUCUGCCAGAGUAGAGAACUCGCUAGACAACGCUACAAAAACACUGGAGAACUGGAGCCGGCGGGGGGGCGACAAUGUGCGCGUUGGCCUUCCGCCCAGGAUAACGACCGCAGACGUGACCCACGGCCGCGUGCCCUACAUCUCCAGCAUCACGGACAACCACUCGCCGUACCCUCAGCGGGCCCUCACGCCUACCUUCCCCGUUCAUUAUGCAGACACCACCACCCAGCCCCUCCUCAGUAAGCCCCGCAUCGUAACCCGGCCCACCCCGCUCCGCUACACACUGCCCGCCCGAAGCAGCCAGCACGUCUUGGAGAGGACUCUGCCCAUCUCCAGCCUCAGCAGUCCGCACAUUGCCAUGAGGGACCCCGCUCCCCCCGGUCCAUCCGAAAGUCACCACAGCAGCAGGCUGUAUGUGGAGAACCAGCCCCGGCACCCCAUGUCCCCCUUUGUUCCUUACAGGGAGUUCCAGGUUCCCGAUGCAUAUCUGCAACACAGAGGGCCACUCAGGAGAAAGCUUAGCUACCCCCCUGACUGUGUGGACCGAAGGAGGAGGUCCCACAGCUAUGUGUUCCAUGCUGCAGACCCCAGAGUGAGGGGCGACUACGAUGAACCUCGAUCAUGCCUUGCUGAAUUGAGAGCUAAUCACCUCCUGAGCAACCAAGCCCCCGAUGCUGCUGCCAUGGCUUGCACCGCAGGGCAUUAUCCAGGUGGCGCCACCAGCUGUAAUACUUGUAUGAAGUCCUACCUAGAGCCCGAAAUGGAUGAUAUACCACUGCUGGGCAAGGACAAACUCAACCGUCGCGCCUCAUUCCUCAAAGCCACAUGGGGAAACGAUAGAAUCCAUCAGGUAGAUGAAACCAAGCCCUCCACGUCCACGUCUCCUUCCACACGCGCAGAUGUGCCCGACCUGUUCCCGCGGGUGGUCGUGGCCGACCCGAAGCACCACAGACUCUACGGCAGUCUGGGGCACAACCUAUCCUGCUACCCCUUGGCUGCCGAGCCUGCCUACUUGGACCCAGCCCACAUGGGCUCCUACCCUUAUAAACAAAAGCUUAAGUACUCUGAGUCCACGCGGCUGCCCUCCUACAGGGAAGCAAUCCUGCAGAACGCCGCCGCCCUGCGCCGCUCCUCCUCCACUGUGGUCCAUAGACACUACUCCACCUACCUGAACUCGUACACAGACUUACCAGUGUAUGUGGGCCCUCUGCACCAUGGACCUUCCCAUUUCUAUAAUGGUUCUAAGGACACGUGCCACCUGUUUCCCUGUACAAGCCACUGCCCAGAUAAUGCAGCGAUGCUGCCUCGUAUGAGCGACAGGCCGGUGGUUUACCACAACAACAUGUUUGGACCUUACAGUGGUACAGGGAAGAGGGAAGACGCCGGCACCGGGAGCCGGGAUCGGAGGCAGGUUUUGGUGGCACGCAGAGUCAACAGUCCCUAUGUGCCAAAGCCCUGGGGCAGGGUAUCCAGCCUAGAGUCUGAGGUCUGAGUCCCCAUCCUUACUGGAUCUCCAGUAGGCUCUUAACCUGAGCCCCUGUGAGGAGAGGCAUGCCUAGGGGUUCUCCCCUCAGCCUCUGGUUAAAGCAAAAAUUUAACUCUACACCAAUAGUGUAUUUGGGAGCGUUGACUCUCGAUUAUCAGUGCAAUAAUAUCUCGGGCAGCAAAAUGUAAACAAGAAGACUCAAGCAAAUGACUGCUGGGACUUUGUAUGCUAAACUUCAAAUACUAAAAAAAAGGUAAUGGUAAAAAGUAUCUACUGCGUAAGAAUUUAACCUGUGGAUUGUUAUUUAAAGGAUUUUUAAAUGCUGUGUUGCUAUGUGAAAGAAUUCUGGGAGACAAUAUACUGUAGCCUCUCAAUCCAAUUACAACUUGAUAUGUUCUUUUUUUUUCCAAAAUCAUUCCAGCACCUGCUCCUUCAACUAAAAGACUUAAUAAGAUCAUUACACGGUCUGACAACUGAUGUGUUGUAUGAAUUUUACAUGUUUGGGUGCAAAGUUGCACUGAGGCAUCCUGUUCCAUUGGCCAUUCAUGUUAAUUGACUGGGAUUUUAAGGAAGGGAACCUAUCAAAUGUAUCAUAUAUAUUUCCACUGUUAAACUAUCCUUUAAUAAAGAAAAAGGGCGUCUGAAGGGCCUGCAGCAAGAA